UGUCACUUUCUCAAGUCAAAAAGGAAAUAUCAAUGCUAAAGCCCUAGAAGAGUAGAUAAAUCCCCAAAUUGGAAAAGGAACCAGCUUUAGGGUUUUAUGGAACCCCUCUAAUUAUGCCAAGUUACACACAUCUGUAUAUAUACACCUAGCACUGCCUCUUUCUUUUCUAUACGACUUUGGUUUGCUUAAGGCGAAAGACCGAAGAUGGAGGUUUUGAGUGCUGAAAUUGUGCUUAUUACGUCUGCCCUUGAAGCUUAUAUUGUUCGAAUUUUCAGUAUUGCUGCAAAGUCUCUUGUUUACCUUCUCUUCAUGGCAGGAUCUUUGUCAAAUGAUACUGAGGUUUUUCCUAGUAAUGUUGCUCUGUUAAAGAGGGAGGGAUCUACACUGGAGAACAAAGAUGCCAGUGAGGAUGAGGAUGAAGAAGAAGAUGAAGGUCAAGAGGGGCAGGAUGAAGAAGAUGCUGGAGAGGAAGAGGAAGAGGAGGAUGAAGGUAAUGAUGAUGAUGAAGGCGAACCUGAAGAUGAGCCUGAGGCAAAUGGUGAUGGUGGUAGUGGGGAAGAGGAAGAUGAGGACGAGGACGAUGAUGAUGAUGAGAAUGAUGAGGAGGAAGAGGAGGAAGAAGAGGAAGAAGAAGAUGAGGAGGAGGAGAUUCCCCAACCACCUGCUAAAAAGAGGAAAUGAGCUUAUUGCUUCCUUGUCUGAUUUUGUAUUUUUGCAUUUUUGCAUUUUGUUUGACAAGGAUUUGGUGCUGAUAGUAGAAAACAGUAGUUGUUUGUUAGUUUUUGUAUCGAGUAGACAAAGUCAGCUAAUAUGAAUGAUUUCAGUUUAUGGUC
Messenger RNA from Sesamum indicum (sesame), 833 nucleotides. RefSeq lists its product as uncharacterized. The record is from RefSeq and is a predicted model, not a curated record. Lineage: Eukaryota; Viridiplantae; Streptophyta; Magnoliopsida; Lamiales; Pedaliaceae.